Molecule: messenger RNA, 3019 nt
Organism: Mus pahari (shrew mouse)
Lineage: Eukaryota; Metazoa; Chordata; Mammalia; Rodentia; Muridae
Gene: Znf385b
Product: zinc finger protein 385B
Exons: 10
Coding region: 278-1726 (482 amino acids)
Cellular component (GO): nucleus
Molecular function (GO): nucleic acid binding; zinc ion binding
Source: RefSeq, a predicted model, not a curated record
UUGCUCUGAGAAGGCUACCUUCAUCUCUGCCCCAGGAGCUGCUUGCAAACUCCACAGCUGAGUCUGCUUGUGUUCUUGAAGAUGCUCUACAUUUCAGGCUUAUCAAAGAUUAAAUUGAUAUUUAUGGGCUAACCUGGAAAUUUACAAUUUGUUUCACUACAUCUGCAAGAAAGUAUGUGCAAAUUCCAGUUGACUGAUUUGUAAAGGGGCUUUUAGAACACAAUUCAGUUUUAUCAAGAACUACUCAAGCCCCGGCAACCGUUGUAAAGAUGGAAUCAUGAACAUGGCAACCUUCCUACGGGGCUUGGAAGAGAAGGGGUUGAAGAGCGACAGGCCUGGGGACCAGUUCAGUAAAGAGAGGGAGAAGGUUCUCGUCUCCUUUUGUGAAGUGUGCAACAUCCAGCUAAACUCUGCUGCUCAGGCCCAGGUCCACUAUGACGGCAAAUCCCAUCGAAAACGGGUCAAGCAGCUGAGCGAUGGGCAGCCCCCACCCCCGGCCCCGGGCUCAGUGCCACUGCUGGCCAGCCCUUGCCCUUGCCCUGGGCCAGGCCUGAACACCAGCACAGGCAGCGCAUGCCACACCACUACCCUUCCUGCCCUCGUGCGCACACCCACCCUGAUGAUGCAGCCUUCUCUGGAUAUCAAACCGUUCAUGUCUUUUCCAGUGGACAGUAGCUCUGCCGUGGGGCUCUUUCCAAACUUUAACACAAUGGACCCCGUGCAGAAAGCAGUCAUUAACCACACGUUUGGAGUCUCCAUUCCCCCAAAGAAGAAACAAGUUAUUUCCUGUAAUGUCUGUCAGCUUCGCUUUAACUCGGAUAGCCAGGCCGAGGCCCACUACAAAGGAAGUAAACAUGCCAAGAAGGUCAAAGCUCUAGAGGCAACGAAAAAUAAACCCAAAAUGGUUCCUUCCAAGGACAGCGCAAAGGCUAAUCCCAGCUGCUCCAUCAGGCCAGGCACAGGCGACAGCUCUGACAAAUCAGAAGACAAAGGGAAGAUAAAAGCCACCAGUUCCGGUCAGCCCUCAGGCUCCGAAGGAGGCUCCUUUCUCCUCAAAUCUGGCACAACACCCCUGCCACUUGGAGCCAUCGCUUCUCCCUCCAAGAGCACAAAUGGAGCUCCAGGGUCUGUUGCUGAGUCAGAAGAAGAAAAAGCCAAAAAAUUACUCUACUGCUCACUAUGCAAGGUGGCUGUGAACUCCCUGUCACAGCUGGAGGCUCACAACACAGGAUCUAAACACAAGACCAUGGUUGAGGCUCGUAAUGGAGCUGGCCCAAUUAAGUCCUAUCCAAGACCUGGGUCAAGAUUAAAGGUGCAGAACGGCAGUAAGGGCUCGGGACUACAGAACAAAACGUUUCAUUGUGAGAUCUGUGAUGUUCAUGUGAACUCAGAGAUUCAACUCAAACAGCACAUUUCAAGCCGAAGGCAUAAAGACCGUGUGGCAGGAAAACCGCUGAAGCCGAAAUACAGCCCCUACAACAAGCUGCAGCGGAGCCCAAGCAUCUUAGCCGCAAAGCUUGCAUUCCAGAAAGACCUGAUGAAGCCUCUGGCCCCGACGUUCCUAUCUUCGCCCCUGGCGGCCGCAGCCGUGUCCUCUGCGCUGUCGCUGCCACCUCGGCCAUCUGCCUCUCUGUUCCAGGCUGCAGCCAUUCCUCCUGCGCUGCUGAGGCCUGGCCACGGGCCCAUCCGGGCCACGCCCACCUCCAUCCUCUUUGCCCCUUACUAAACACCCAGAGCCCGCGACAGGCCAGGCCAGUGGGAAGGUGUAGAAGAAAAGCCCAAAGGAUUCAGCAGUAUAAGCCCUGUGUGUGACUGUAAGUACCCCACCCACCCACCCACUCACAAAGUGCAGGCCACCGCCCAGCCCCACCUCCAGGGACAAAGGGAGGCCAGGCUCAAGGGCUUGCUUGUCUCUCCCCUGUGCCCUCUCCAUCCUACCCCAGCCAAUUGGUGUAUUUGAGAUACUUAAGUUUCUUGGAAAUAUAUUGAUCAGAGAAAGAAACCCGACCUUGUGUAUUCCCAUGGCGUGAUGAUCUGGCUUAGAAACAAAAUGGAAUCUCCUCCUGACAGACUUGAACAGUAGGCUCUUCCUCGGAUGUCUGUAAAUAACUCCAGAAUCCAAGCGGGCAUAUUCUAAUGUGGAACAAAAGUCCAUCGCAAGUGCUUAAUUGUGGAUACCAUCCUCCCCACGGCUCAUGGCGGUUUUUUUUUUUUUUCUGGUGUACUAGUGUCCACAGGGAUUGUGUACUGUUCUAGACCCGAGUACUGUUGUACCCUGCGUAGUACUAGAUCGUAACCCUCGUUGAAUUCAACUUUUUUUCAUUGCUGUGUAAUUGUUAGGAAGCAGAGUAGCUUUGAAAUUUUUUCUCUUUAAGAGAACUAAAGAUAAUGUAUUUUCUUUAUUUCAUGUUUUAUUUGGAGAUAUUUAAACGAAAUAGAAAGCCAUAUAACAUAGCUAUAAUUACUACCUGUUUGCUAUUUUUGUUUUUAACUUAUUUUUGUAGCAUCCUCAUUGGGUUGAGUUGCUAAGCAAAUGUAUACAAAAAAGACAAAAAACAAAAAAACAAAAAAACAAAAAGAGCUUCCUAAAUUGCACAUUUUUGCACCUUCUGUGCAUCUGCAAGAAGACAGUGAAUCCGUGUAUUUCUACAUAAUGAUCUUCAUUUUAAACUUCUGUUUUCCAUUGGUAACAAUGCUACAUAACUCUGUGGCUCCCUGAUGCAAUAAUGUACAGAAGAUAUAUAAUUUAUAAAUUGAACAAUCUGUCUUUCUGUUCAAUGACUGUGUCGCAGGUCAUGUGACCAUGCUUCCCCUCCCCCCAUCCCUACCCCCCUAGUAUCCCCCCCCCCAAAAAAAAACAAAACCUGUUGUUAAGAAGACUGGAAUGUUGUGAUAUCAGGGGCAAGAGGUAUCAUAAAAUAACAACAUAGAGUGAACUCUUUUAGAGGGCCUAUAUCUGCAAUCUGUAAAUGGUAAAAUGUCUGUGUAUUUUUUUAAAUGUACCUUUUCAAUAAAAGUA